This is a messenger RNA of Dermatophagoides farinae (American house dust mite), 2235 nucleotides long. RefSeq names its product mitochondrial sodium/calcium exchanger protein. Gene Ontology annotation, biological process: monoatomic cation transport; transmembrane transport; intracellular calcium ion homeostasis. NCBI's taxonomy places the organism in Eukaryota, Metazoa, Arthropoda, Arachnida, Sarcoptiformes, Pyroglyphidae. Gene Ontology annotation, molecular function: calcium:sodium antiporter activity. Gene Ontology annotation, cellular component: membrane. The record is from RefSeq and is a predicted model, not a curated record.
UUGAUGUCAUUGUCGCUAUUGAUCUUUCAUCGGAUAUAUUAAUUUUUGAAAGAAUAAAAAAAAAUCCAAUUUAAUUGAAAGCAUUUUUUUUUUUUGCUACUGAAAUACAUUUUCUUAUUUCAUAUCCUUGUUUGGAAAUUGAAAUUUAAAAAAACUUAUAAAUUCGUCAAUUCAUCAAUUGGUGCGACAAACAUACGGAUCGACAAACAUUAUUGAUUGAUCAUAAAUAAAAUUAAAAAUGAUGAAAAAUUUUUCCGAACAAAUUAUCAUUCAAUAUUCAUAUAAAAUUGGCUUAGCUCGUUGCCGUGAUGUUGAGAAUAUUCAUGAUAUCGAAAAACGUUGCCAUUUUAUUCGAACAACCGCUGCUUGUGCUUAUGAUGGUAUUCUGUUUUCACCUAUUGAAUUGGCUUAUUGUCAAUUUGAUGAAUUACCUUUGUUAAGUUUUCCGAUUCUGCUUGCCAUGUUAUUCAUGCUGUUUUUCAUCGUUGGUUUGGUUGCUGAUGAAUUCCUUUGUCCAUCAUUAUUGACCAUAUCGAAAACAUUACGUCUUCCGAAUAAUAUUGCUGGUGUUACAUUAUUGGCAUUCGGUAAUGGAGCACCGGAUAUAUUUUCAUCAAUCGAAGGUAUUAGCCAUUCAAAACCAAAUUUAAUAUUUGCCAGUCUAUUUGGUGGUGGUACAUUUGUUACCACUAUUGUUAUUGGUAGCAUUAUAUUGAAUGGUGAAUUUAUCAUGAGUAAAAGACCAUUAGUUCGUGAUAUUGUUUUCUAUAUUGGCGCUACGUUUAUGACAUGGGCAUUUAUUUAUGGAAGAACGCUUAAAAUUGACAAUGUUAUUGCUUUGGUUUGCUAUUAUCAUGUUUACAUAAUUACCAUUUUUAUAAGUCGUUAUGUUUAUUUGCGAUUUCAAAAACCAAAACAACAACAGCCAGUUAUGGUUGAAGAACCACGAUUAUCCGAGAUUAGUGUAUCGAUAAUCGAUGUUGAUGAUGAUGAUCAAAUAUUAUCGAAAUCAGCUUCAAAAUCAUCGAUAAUGAAUUUGAGUAGAAAAAGUUCACAACUUUCAUAUGGAACAUCGAUUUCAGAUUUGAAUGAAAUCGAUGAUGAUAUGAUUCGAUCAAGAUUUUACCGUAAUAGUAGUAUAGCUCGUAGUACACGUAGUCGUAAAAUAUCUGAAUCCAAACAUAUUGCCCAUCAUCAUUGGUCCAAUACUAUUCAUAGUGUUUCAAAAUCAUUGGCAACAGAUGAAGAUUAUCUUGAUAACAAUGAUUCAAUUGAUUCACAUAGUUAUUUGAAUCAAAAUGAAUAUCGAAUAACAUAUUUAUCACAAUUUUCAAUGGUUGAAAUGAUGAGCGAAACAAAAAAUUUCCUACUUCACAUCUGUCCUAUUGAUCUACUUGAAUGGAAUGAAAAUUCAUUCAUUAAAAAAUUAUUUGAAUUAAUUAAGGCUGGACCAUAUUUUCUUCUUAUUGUUUGUAUACCUGUUGUGGAUCUAGAAUCGGUCAAUGAAAAUUGGUGUCGUCUAUUGUGCUGUAUAAACAUUGUUAUUGCACCACAAAUUAUUCUAUUUCUUCAACAAAUUGAUUAUGAAAUUGAUCAUCAAUUUCCAAUAUGGGCAUUAUUAUUGAUUAUAUCACCAAUAUUGAUUAUAUUCAUAUUGUUAACAUCGGAUAAAAAUCGGCCACCUAUUUAUCAUCGAAUAUUUGCAUUCAUUGGUUUUAUCAUUUCCAUCAUAUUCAUUAAGGUUAUUGCUAAUGAAAUUAUAAGUAUUUUACAUACAAUCGGUAUUUUGUUUCAUUUAUCGGAUUCAUUUCUUGGUCUAACUAUACUAGCAUUGGGUAAUAGUGUUGGUGAUUUAAUGUCCAAUCUAUCGAUGGCACGUCAUGGCUAUCAUAGUAUGGCUAUUGCUGCAUGUAUUGGUGGACCAUUGUUCAAUCUAUUAAUUGGUUUGGGUGUUCCAUAUUUAACAUUAUUUAUUAAAAAUGGUAAUUUUCAUGGGAAAAUAAAUAUUCAUUAUACACAUAUGAUAAGUUUACCAUAUGCAGCAUUGACAACAAGUCUUUGUACAUCGUUAUUGAUAUUUGUAUUGGGAAAAUUUCGUUCAUAUCGUAUACAUGGCUACAUAUUGAUCAUCAUUUAUAUUGUUUAUAUAAUUUUGGCCAUUUUAUUGGAAUUCAAAGUUAUUUAAAACAUUGACUCAUCUAACCCACUUUAUUUUGUUCAAGUUUUAUUCAUUUU